ACAUAAAAGAAAAAAGGAAACCCCGCUCUUCCUCUAACCCCCAUUCUUUCCCAACCGAAACAUCUGCCUACCGUCCUCUCCUCUUCCUUUCCUCCCACAGAAUUCCACCGCAACUAAACCAAAAACCCAUCUUUUCUUUUUCUUGUUCUGGUAUUUUUUUUCUAUCCUCAAAGUUUGAGGACGCUCGAAUCGACGGCGCCGUCCCGGUGGCGAGAUUAGGGUUUUCUCGCUGCCGCUGCGGCUCGUCGGUUUCCACGACAUACCGUGCACGAUUCCCGUGUGAAUGGAUAUAGGUGGAGUUGAGCACCGAGGGCAUUUGGCACAGCAGAAGACAUCUUGGACAGAAGAUAAGCAUAGGUUGCCAUUGCUCCCUUCCAAGAAGAACAAUGACAUUUCUGCCACCUGCAAGCCCAAGAAUGUUGCUUCUAGGUACAAGUCUGGGAUCUCAUCUACCCCUGUUUUAACUCCUAGUUCACCAAGACGACACCCCUCUCCAAAUGCCAGUCACACAUCUCCUGCACCUGCGGUGUCACUGCCUAAGCGACCCCAAUCUGCUGAGAGGAGACGACCAACAACCCCUUCAUCGAGGUUCUCUGCACCCUCAUCCCCUUCUAGUUCUUCUACACCCUCUUCCCCAUCUUCUAGAUCAACAACACCAGCACAUGAUAUGGUGGCGGAAAUUCACAGCACCACGUGGCGCUUACUCAGCAACAGGACUCCUGAUGGUUUGUGGCCAUCAAUGCGGAGCCUGUCUUCCUCAUUCCAGUCAGAAUCUCCCAUAAUUUCUGUUAGUAAAAAAGAAAAAGUGGUUGUGAAUUCCUCAGAGAAAACAAUUAAGUCUCCGGCCAAUAUAGUAAUUGAGAGAAAGAGGACUCCUCUGAGAGGAAGAAACUCAUCUGACCAAUCAGAGAAUUCUAAACCAUUGGAUAACUCAAAUGCAAGGGUCAUUGAUCAAUGUCGGUGGCCUGGGAUUCUGGGAGGAAGGUCAUCUGCUAAUGGCUUGUCAAGAAGUGUGGAUCUCUCUGAUAGGUCUAGUAGAUCUGCAUCUUUAACAGUUGCAUCACGGGGGGUCUCCCCAAAGAGAACGAAUCCGUCAUCUGAUAGUGCAACUAGAGUUCCCCAGCCAUCUUUAAGUGAGGUUACGGCGCGAGUAUUUAAUGAUGGUGGUGGAAGAGCAGAGCAGUGUGUGAAAUCAGUUGUAAAGUCCUCUUCACAAAUUUCCAUGAGAUAUUCAUCAGUAACACGGUCAAAUAAGACUCAGUCAUCGCCAGUCCCAGGUUUGCGUAGCCUUUCUUCACCGAGUAAGGUUUUGUCAACAUCAACAUCAUCAUAUACUGCUAGGGGUAUGUCAAGUCCUUCAAGGACAAGACCAUCUACUCCGGUCUCAUCAUCUAGCAACGUUACUAGCAGAAUGGUUGGCACAUCCUCUGUCCUUAACUACAGUGUUGAUGUGCGAAAAGGAAAGAAGAAUAGAAAUCACAUAGAAGAUGCUCAUCAGCUAAAGCUGCUUUAUAAUGCAAACUUGCGGUGGUGCUUUGUCAACGCUCGAGCAGACAAGACACUAUUGGUUCAGAAAAUGAAGACAGAGAAUGUUCUUCACAGUGUGUGGAAUAGAAUUUCAAAAUUGCAUGAUCCUGUGAUCUUGAAAAGAAUUGAUGUGCAGCGUCUGCAGCUGGAAAUGAAGUUGCGUAUAAUUUUGAAAGAACAGAUGGCAUACCUUGAACGUUGGGUGGCAUUAGAAAGGGAACAUUGUAGCUCUUUAUCUGGUGCAGUGGAAGCUUUAAAUGCAAGCACCCUACGUCUUCCU
Musa acuminata AAA Group (dessert banana) is the source of this 1807-nucleotide messenger RNA. Its product is annotated as AUGMIN subunit 8-like. Gene Ontology annotation, biological process: spindle assembly; centrosome cycle. Gene Ontology annotation, molecular function: microtubule binding. Gene Ontology annotation, cellular component: centrosome; nuclear microtubule; cytoplasm. Lineage: Eukaryota; Viridiplantae; Streptophyta; Magnoliopsida; Zingiberales; Musaceae. The annotation marks the transcript as partial. The record is from RefSeq and is a predicted model, not a curated record. The transcript has 4 exons.